UUCCAGCACGAAAAUAUGAGAGCCCUGAAUUCAGUCCUGGUCGGUGCCUUCCUGACCCUGCUCCUCUGCCUCCCCAGCCCUGGUCUUGGAGAAUCCUACUUUGGGGACAGCUUCUGCAGUUUACAAGCCGUUCAAGAUGUCUCCACCUUCCACCUGUCACUACAGAUCAAGACUAGUCGGCGAAGUGGGCUGCUGUUACUGGCUGCAGGAACAGAGGACUACUUGUUCCUUGAGCUCCAAAAUGGGAAAGUACAGGCACGGAUGAACUUGGGGGCUGGCGAGGUGACACUGUCCUCAUCCCAAGGAGUACAACUGAACAACCUUUUGGAGCAUAAAAUCUUACUCACACUGCAUGAUGGCAAACUCACCAUGACAAUUGAUGAGCUCUUCCCGACAUAUGUUCCCUUGAAUGAUGACGGGGAACCGCUCAAUAUUGACUUGGGCAUUUGGCUUGGAGGAACAGGAGACCUGGAUGCUCCCUACCUCAGCAAUGCUAUUCCCCCUUUCCGUGGCUGCAUGACUCAGGUCAAAUUUGAAUCCCAUCAGUUUGAUAUUCUCAGCAAAGCAUUUAAAGAAUGCCAUGACACAAAGGAAUCCUGCAGCAGUGAGUUUGAGGCUGGUGAUGGGGAGGCAACUAGUUUCAGCACUCCUGAUUCCUUUGUGUCAUUCCCCACCUGGAGCGGGGCUAGUGGUGCUCCUAGGGUCUUAGAGGUCCUAAUGAAAACCACCAUUGAGGAUGCGUUACUUGUUUUCCACCCUGGCCGAGAGUCAGACUUUAUUGCUAUUGGUGUUGUGAAAGGCUAUCUCAAAGGUGUGCUGGACCUUGGCAGUGGCAUGGAGGUACUGGAGAAUAAUGAGGUAAAGCUGGAUGAUGAUCAGUGGCAUAGAGUCAAGGUACAGGUCAGUGAGGAUUCCUUUGUCAUUAAUGUAGAUAGUCAGUUUUCCUCCCUCACUUUUAAUUCAUCAGAAAAAUUGGACUUGGUUGGAAACUUAUAUCUGGGAGGCAUCCAGAAGAAAAUGAAGGAUGUCUUUCGUGAGAGCGGGUCCUUAAAUCGCGCAGAAGAGGAGGAAUUAAUAAUCGAAUCCUUCAUUGGUUGCUUGUCGGAAAUCAAAAUAAAUCAGAAGGAUAGAAGCCUGCAGGAUGCUUUGGUGACCAAAGACGUUCAUGUUAAAUGUGAAGGAGAGGACUAUGACUACUCAACUUACUAUGACACAGACACAACCACAACUUCCCCACCUGUUCGCAAUCCAUAUGGUGAUAUGGACAUCAACGAACAGCACUGCUACCCAACAGAUGACACACCAGAGAUAUUCAAAAAUGUAACAAAACUUCUUGAUGUCACCCCAUUGCUUGUGCCUGAAGGUGGAGAAGUUCUUCUUGAUAUCAACAACCUUAGCCCUACAUUUGACCUCAGUGCUGCAGGAAUGCGUCAGUCUGAGAUAAUUUUUACUCUCCAGAAUGAUCCCUGGUAUGGCUUGGUUGACAUGAACAUUAACACAAGACGGACACAAAAGUUCACUCUUCUUGAUGUUGUCAAUGAGAAAAUUAAGUAUAUGCAUGAUGGAAAUGAAAGGCAUGCAGAUCAAAUAGAGCUACAUGUGGUUGUUCACACUGAGGGCUACCUUCCAGAAUGUUUAAAAUCUCCUCAAAAGUAUGUCCUCCCAGUUGAAAUUCUUCCCGUCAAUGAUAUACCACAACUUGGUGGAGGAGAAAUCACCAUCACAGAAAACGGCAGGACUCGUUUGAGUCCCAGCCUUAUCAAAAUCAUGGAUUCUGACAACCGCUGUGAUGAAUUAGUAGUAACUGUAACCUCAGAGCCUUCAACAGAAGUUGGUUACUUAGAAAACAGCCAACAGCCAGGAAUAAGCAUCUCAGAGUUCACUUGCAGGGAGUUGAAAGAUGGAAAUAUCUAUUUUGUACACAGAGCGGGUAAUGCUGCUGGAAUUACACUGGAGGUAUCUGAUGGACAGUCAGUAAGUCACUCAGCUACUUUUAAGUUAUCUGUGGCACAGCCACAUAUGACUAUUGUCACCAAUACUGGCCUUUUCUUGUUCCAAGGAAGCAACGCAUCUAUAGGUGUUCAAAAUCUGGCUGUCCUCGCUCAUCCUCGUUAUGGAGAUAUUAUUUAUAACAUUACACAACCUCUGCUGUUUGGAGAACUACAGGUGAUGACAAGUGAUGGAAUGUACAAACAGGUUACAACUUUUCAUCAAUCCGAUCUGGAACAAAACCACCUUAGGUAUGUCAGCACAGACUCAAGUGACCAGGAAGAUAUUUUGGUCGAGCAGAUUCAGUUUGAUGUCCACCUAGGGCACUUCUCCCUCAGUAACAACACCUUCUUAGUCAAGAUCAUUCCAGCACAAGUGAAAGUUUCUAAUCUGGUUCCACUGGAGAUGCAGGCCGGUGAGGAGCAAACAAUCAAACUUACAGAACUUAAAGCUGAAAUAAAAGGGAAAAACCCAGAUCCACAAACUGUAAAAUACAUUCUCAUUAAGCCUCCAACGCUCGGUAGUCUCCAGCUAUUAGACAGAGAGUUGGCUGAAGGUGACGUCUUCACACAGAAGGACAUUUUGGACAGCAUUGUUAGCUACAGGGUGCGUGUGCAAAGAGCUGUGAAUAGUAUUGAUCAGUUUCAGUUCAGAGUCCUUGCUGAUGAUCAGUACUCCCCUCUAUACACCUUCCCUAUAAACAUCCUUGCAAAUGCAGAUGCUCCCGUGCUGACCAAUGAAAGGCUGGUUGUCUUACAGGGUGGUGAGCUCACUCUGAACAAAAACUAUCUUUGGAUACAGUCUCCAGGUAUUACAGAUUUUAUGUUCCAGGUCACACAAGAACCAAAGUACGGACGACUAAUAAGGGAUUCCCCACCCGGGCUGCCUAGAUUUGAGGGGGCAAUAAGAGUAUUCAGCAGUGAAGACCUCCAGCUUGGCAGGCUUAUUUACAAGCAUGAUGGCUCCAAGACAAGCAAUGAUGAGUUCCAUUUUUCAGCAUUUAAUCAAGGAGCGAAAAUUCUAGACAGUCAGGCAACAGUGAGUGGUGUUUUCAGAAUUUCAAUCCAAUCCAAGAACGAGCAUGCUCCUGUGAGGGUUGUGGAUAGAGUCUUCAAUGUAGUUCGCCACGGUCAGCGUCUGUUAACAACUGAUGUCAUCCAGUUUAAGGAUGAUGACUCUGAUUUCAAUGACACCCAAAUCGUCUACGCUCGUGAGGGAAUCCUUUCAGGCAAUAUCAUCUCAACAUCUAAUCCCUCACAGGCCCUUUUCCGUUUCACACAAGCCGACCUACGAGAUAAGAACGUCCUCUUCAUCCACCAUGGAGCAGACCGGGAACGCUUCUCACUACAGGUUUCAGAUGGCUUCCACAAGACCACGGCACUGCUUCAGAUCCAGGCAGGUGAGCCGUACCUGCGAAUAGUAAACAACACAAUCAUUGUCAUCGACCAUGGAAGCACCAAAACACUUAACACCACCCUGUUGAGCGCUGACUCUAACAUGGACAUCAGAGACGACAGUGAGAUCAUAUUCCAGGUCACAUCACCACCCAGCGAUGGCAGGAUUAUUGUGAGUGGGAUUGAAGCUUCAGUGUUCACCCAAGAGGACCUGAAAAAAGGUGUUGUGUCAUAUGAGCACAAUUAUGAGAGUCUGAGGUCCAAAGACUCCUUUAGCUUCACCGUCCAAGCAAGAGGACAUUCUGAAGAGGGCACAUUUAGGAUUAAAAUAUUCAAGCAAGGUUACCUCUCAGAGCCUGAGGUGAAAACCAACGAGGUCAUCAUUUCCUAUGAGGGGGAGCACACCAUAAUCAACGAGGAUAAUCUCAAGGUGGAUCAAGCUGAUAUUUUGCCUACAGAGAUGGUGUUCACCAUUAAAGAGCCUCCUCGUCUCGGUCAUGUGGUCAAGCUGACAAACAGCUCAGACAGCACUGCUUCACCUGUCCCCGACUACAUUCAUUCCUUCACUCAAGAGGACAUUGAUCAGGGGCACAUUCUCUAUGUGUCUGCAUCCAUCCAGGGAAACGACGCAUUCACAGUAGAUGUCAGUAAUGGUUUUACCACAGUGGAGGACCUGCACAUCUCCGUGAAAAUUGUGCCACGGCUCAUCCCCAUCCAGACCUUCAACUUUACAGUGAAGGAAGGCCUCAGCAGAGCAAUUAACACAGAGAUUGUUAACAUCUCACAUCCUUUCUACAGAUCAGCAAACAUUGACUUCGUUGUAGAAGAGCCACCACAGCAUGGGGAAAUCCGCACCCAGGAUGGAGACGAACUUACUUACUUUACAUGGGAAGAGAUGGAACUUGGACACAUCUACUACAUGCAUGACAGCACCGAGAGCACAGAGGACAGUUUUACACUCUCUGCCACAGCUUAUGAGAUUGAGCGCCGGAGCCUCCCUGUCACCAUCUCAGUGACUGUCAUACCAGUCAACGAUGAGCCGCCAAAACUGACACGUAACACAGGACUGGAGGUUCUUGCUGGAGAGGAAGCUGACAUCACCACCAGCAUGCUGAACACUGACGAUGCUGAUACCACUGCAGAGGAACUGGUUUACCACGUUGAGGUGCCAACCAAUGGGAUGGUGGCGUUGAAAGAAGCGCCUGAGUACAGCAUACUAAAUUUCACACAGGCUCAUAUAAACAAAGGGGAGGUCAUCUUCAUUCACGAGGGGGAGGAUUCUGGUGGUUUCAGUUUCACAGUGACAGACGGAGAGCACACGUCUCCUCUCUACCGAUUUGUUGUCACGGCCAGGCCUCUCACCAUCACCAUGGUAACGCAGGAGGAGCUCAUGGUAUUUCCAGGAACAAGGCAGCCCAUCACGGGUGCCAAUCUGGGGGCUGUAACCAGUGAGGAUGGAAAUGAGAUAAGCUACUCACUUAUCCGCCCACCCCGUUUGGGAAGACUUAUCCUGGCCAAUGGCAGAAGCCAGUAUGAGGAAAUUACCCGCUUCUCACAAUCACAGCUGGAGUCAGGAGCAGUCUACUAUGAGCACCAGAUACCUGAGGAACCAUUUUGGGUAGCAAGGGACUCCAUAGAGCUUACUCUGUCAUCCCAGCCAGCCCCAGAGGUCCGUCACAUCCUGCCCAUCACCAUCUCUUACUAUGCUGCUCACAGCAACACCUCCUCACAGCUGUGGAAGAACAAAGGUCUGGAAAUUGUGCAAGGACAGAGGAAAGCCAUUGACGAAUCAAUUCUUGACGCCUCCAACCUUCUGGCUAGCCUACAUGAAGAUGAGCAUGAUGAUGUGGAUGUGGUUUUUGAGAUUAGGCGUUUCCCUGACCACGGACGUAUCACCCUGGAUGGUCAGGACCUUCCCCGUAAUGCCCCAUCCUUCAUGCAGGAAGAUAUAAAUCAAGGAAACCUGGAGUAUCUCCAUGAUGACUCAGGGGCCUCUUUUGACAGUUUCUCUUUCAGGGCCCGUCUAAAGUCUGAGAGCCGUGGUGUGGCCUCACCUGCCGAAUUUGUGGUCCUAGAGGAGAUCUUUAACAUCUCAAUCAAACGGCGGGGCUCUGACCCUCCCGAACUAGUCACUAUAGACAUGCUCUUGGAGGUUCUUCAAGGCUCCAUGACUAUCAUAACCCAGUUGCAUCUUAACACUCAAGACGAGGACAGUCCACCAGACGAAGUGCACUUUAAAGUGACCAAAGCCCCUAGCAACGGUCGACUAGUUGACUCCCUCACAAUGGACCCCAUCUCUGAGUUCACACAAGAGAUGGUCAACCGUGGGCAGGUGGGCUUCUUCAGCGAUGGCAGCCUUGCCAAUGGCUUUGUGGAAUUCAUUGUGUCAGAUGGAGAGCACCAAACAAAGCCACACACGCUCCACAUUGGCAUCCUAGCUCGCACCCUGGUUCUUGACAAAGCCCCUGAGAUUAAGGUGAAACAAGGCGAUGAUGAGACCCUGGUGACGGAGGAGAUGUUGAGGGCCACUACUGGGGGCCCUGUUGAGGAGGACAUCCUUUACAAGAUCACAAGUGUUCCUAAGUAUGCAGCUGUCAUGGUAGAUCGGCAGCCUACAUCCGCCUUCACCCAGACACAGAUCAAAGAAGGCAGAGUCAGUGUCCGCUUUAUCAAGUCCACUUCACCUCGAGACAGUGUUGCAUUUGUAGCCCGCAGCGGGGCUGCUAAUGUCUCCUCUGUCCUCAACAUCACAGUCCAGCCUCUGGCCAACAUUGCCCGGGAUCCUCUCUUACCCCAAGGUGCUCUUGUCCAACUGGACAGGAAGCUUCUGGAUGCAACUCCCCUGGCAAACAAGACCAGAACCUCCCCCACGUUCACUGUCAUCCAACAGCCAAGAGAGGCUCGUUUUGUGAGGUCUGGAGGUCCUGAGGCAGGCCAGCCAGUGGACACAUUCAGCCAGAAGGACCUGGAUGAGGGCCGUAUAGCUAUGGAAAUUGCAAAUAGCUCUUCCAGAUCACAAGGUAGUGUCACUCAGGACGAGGCUCGCUUCUUGCUCAAAGCCUAUGGGGUUCCCCCUGCAGAAUGUGUGCUAUCGUUCAAGACAGGCCCCUACAAUGCCUCUGGGGUUUACCCAGCCACGUUGUUGAGGAUUCCCUCAGAAGCCUCAUCAAAGGACAGUAAUGAUCUUCCCAGUGUGGCUGGUUCCCCUCGUUCCACUCCAGCUAGUCCCCACUGGAGGGGCGACAUGGACUGGCCCCACAGAGAUGCCCCCACUACAACAUCUUCUGGCUCUAGGUCCCACGAGAAACCCCAUGUUUCCCGGCGCAGCAACUUCUGGUCUAUUCUCAUCCCGAUCCUGGUAAUCCUCCUCCUCUUGCUGCUUGCAGCCAUCUUGGCAUACUACCUGAUCCGUAAAAACAAGACCGGCAAGCACAACGUCCAGACAGCAGCAUCCAAGCCCAAAAAUGGAGAGGUGGCCGGCACAGAAACCUUUCGCAAAACUGACCCAGCCAAUAACAUACCUAUGUCCAACAUGGAUUCCAAAGAUGCAGACCCAGAGUUGUUGCAGCACUGUCGGACAACAAAUCCGGCUUUGAAAAAGAACCAGUACUGGGUCUGAGACACUUUGAGACAGGACACAGACAGAGGUGGAUCCUCAACCGUUUGGAAGCCUCCUAAAAUCAUUCCUCUCAGUAUUAGAGACCUCUUGCCACACCAGUUUAAAUGAAAACAUAUUUUCACACCAUUGGUUAUUUACUUAUCUUAACAUAACUAUGGGCAAAUUCUCAGGCAAUGAAACACUGAAUACUUAUUAGCAAAGAAAGAGGCAGUAUCUAAGGAGGCUCAUGCCAGGUCUAUUUAUUUUAGUUUUAUCAUUCCUUUUUGUCAAAGGGCACAAAUGAAGACAUAAACAUGCCAUGUGUUUGCAAAAAGUAUUUUGGGUGUGCUCUGUCAUUGUAUUCCAUAUGAUAUCAUAGGCCAAUAUUAUUCAUUUGAGUGGAUAGGUAAUUUAAAGUCUUUGUGAUAGUUGAUUUUAGUUUUUGGUUAAUUUGCAAAGUUGACACACCUUGUACAUGGAUGAUGAGGUAAAUAUAUGCUGUAUUAUCGAGAAGAUGAAAAACUGCCUAUGUGUCUUCUCUUUAUUUGUCUCUUUUUUUUCAAGGUAAUUUUUUGGCAUUUCUGCUUUAUUUGACAGUGUUAGUAGAGAGAGAUAGGAAAGGCAGGGUGGAGAGAGGGGAUUACAUGCAGCAAUGCAUUUGAACCUAGGGUGAUUGCGGUAAGGACUCAGUAGAGUAGGCUUCAUGGUACGCUGGUGAACCACCAGGCACACCUUCUCUUUAUUUUUCAUUGUUUUUUAAGGCACUGUUGUAUAAUGUUUCUGAGGGCUAAAUUCAGUUUAAAGUAGUAGUACAGCAUUUUGGAAAACAUGCUAUUUCCCCUUUUUUAGUUAGACGGGAAGAAUGAUACCACUUUAAAUAUAAAGGUACGGCCAGGAAACGUUUAGCUCAGCGAAGCUUAGCUAAACGUCAUGACUAGGGGGAAACUUAUAUGCUGGCUCUGCCCAAAGGUAAAAAAUGUCUCCACCUCAAAAGCUCACUAGUUAACAUAUUCUAUAUCUUUUGUAUAAUCCACACACUUUGUAUAAUUAACUGUGUAAAAACAAAA
This is a messenger RNA of Micropterus dolomieu (smallmouth bass), 8048 nucleotides long. RefSeq names its product chondroitin sulfate proteoglycan 4 (gene cspg4). The transcript has 12 exons. Bases 16 to 7002 code for a protein of 2328 amino acids. NCBI's taxonomy places the organism in Eukaryota, Metazoa, Chordata, Actinopteri, Centrarchiformes, Centrarchidae. The record is from RefSeq and is a predicted model, not a curated record.